Molecule: messenger RNA, 922 nt
Organism: Trypanosoma conorhini
Lineage: Eukaryota; Euglenozoa; Kinetoplastea; Trypanosomatida; Trypanosomatidae
Exons: 1
Source: RefSeq, a predicted model, not a curated record
GAAUGGCGGCCCGGACGCGCCUGAUUUAUUUGAUGCGGCGGCGGGUGGCACGUAUUUCCCCGCGUCUGCGCGCGAAUACUUCCUAACACAGCGCCCAUGCGCAGCCCAAUCUGCCUUCUUCCGGCCGCGCCGCCCGCGGGGUCCGCGAAAAGCGAUGGGGCGAUUUGUUGUCUCGCCAACCUGCGCAUCGUGCGUGGCCCACGCGCCGUCGCUGCCCGCCGUGAAGCGGGCCGCCCACCCAUCGACUCGCACCGGUUCCGGCAGCGUCACGCCCGAGGGCAGCUUCACCGGCAGGCUCCUCCACUCGAGCACCGCGGCGCCGCGGCACGCGCGAAAACCCGUUUGCCAAACGCCGAACCACCAAAGUUGCGCCCCCAAAUGCUGCGGGCCGUGCGACCUCUCAGACGGGGCGGGCCCGGAGGAAACAACGCGACCGCGGCCCCUGGAUUCUCGCCCCCGGCGUCUAGGAGGGCGUUGCUUCGCGAAUGCCGACGUUCGUUGGCAGAAUGGCGUCGAUCGAGAGGGUUGUGGGUGUGGCGCGUGGGGUUCGGCGGGCGCGCGGGGUUCCGAUAAAGAAUGGGGCGCGCGUUGUGGAGGGGAGCUGUGCGGCACAAGCCGGGGGUUCUCUCGUUUGUUAGCCGCGGCGUGGAUUCGUUGGAGGCCUGUGCCGGACCGCGCCUGGACGAGCUUCUCCGGUUGGCGCGUUGCUUGUGAAGUCGUCUUUUCGAAUGCACGCGCCGUCAUUUUCGCAACGGGGCGCGGUUUGGAGCGUCGCGAUGCAUGUGGCGCAAGGCGGUGGUGUCGGGUCCGCUAUGUUCGGCGUCCGCCUUCUUUAUACACGGUGGAUAUCGGUUUCGUUUGUUUUGUUCCUUUUGGCGUGCUCGGUGGCACGUGGGCAAGGUUUUGGAGGGAUACUCUGUGA